UGCCCUCCGUAGUGCCUCUCGGGAAGAGGACCCCAUGCAAAACGAAACUCCAAAUAAAGAGAAGAUGACGUUGUUUUUAUUGCUCCGUUUUCCAAGUAAAUUUUAAACGGACAUAUAAGAGAUAAAACUGCCUUUUUCAAUCUAGAGUUUACACAUCAAGAGCUUUACUCUUCGAAGGAAGUAGGGCAUAGGGAUGAUCACUUCGAUAUGGAACGCAGCGUCUGACUCUGAGCUCUCUUUGUGGGGCACCGAUACUUCAGACAACAACUACAUUCCGCACAACCAGACGAACACAAUGUGAAUAUUCAGAGGAUUUCGGAUAAUAUUAGAAUGUUGACAUGCAUUCAUCUUGCUGGUACAAUUGUGCUUUCCUCCUCCUGCUUGAAGUAUCAGUUGUGUUUGGAGAUUUGAGCAGUCCUCAGAAUUUGACUCUUCAUACGCUGAACACUCAUUACAUUCUGCAAUGGGACUGGGGUCAUGAGACGGCUUUGAAUGAGACUGUUACUUUCACCGCACAGUAUAUAGCGCAGUAUAAGAUCCGGAGGUCCACUCAAAGCAAGAACUGGAAAUCUGUGUGUGUAAAUGUGGUGGAGCGACAAUGUGACUUCACAGACAGUCGUCUGUAUUACUUUGGCAUGUUCCUGCUGCGUGUGCAGGCUAAAUCAGCUCGGCAGUCUUCGCUUUGGGUCCAAAUCGAGUUCUGUCCUGAUAAACAUGCUGCUAUAGGUCCCCCAUCCAGUGUGCAGCUGAACUCAAUCAUAGAUGGUUUAGAGAUUAUUGUUGCCGACCCUCUAGACAACACUAACCAGUCUAUGAAUAUCCUGGUACAGAAUAUGAAGUACCUCAUCCAUUACUGGAAGAAACAUGAAGAUGUGCAGAAAGCUGAUUUCUUGUCGACCAAAAAUAAUGUUGUGACAUUGUCUAAGCUGGACAAAUGGACAUGGUAUUGUGUAAUAGUUCAGACCCACUAUGAAUUCUACAACAAAAGCAGUGUCUAUAGUGACACACACUGCAUGCAGACAGGAGGAGAGAUUACAAACCUGACGAUAUUUUUGUACGUCCUGAUGUCUCUGGUGCUGUUUGUUUUUUUAUUCCCCGUCUUGUUAUUUGGCUCCCACAAGACUUACAAGAUACUAAAGAGCAUCUUUUACCCAUCUAUUACAUUUCCAUCGUACAUCCUGGAGAACAGGGCAGCAGACUCCGACAUGCCAAGGCUGUUGAUUCCUGAGGCAGAGAUAUUCUGUGAGCACUUGGACAUUACCAGUGCUGAGGUGAACGCUGCGAUCACAGUGAUGGAACAAGAUCAGGCCAUAGAAACACACGGCCAACAUGACAGUGGAGAUUCAGGCUUCAUCUCUACGGAGGAGGAUUCGUGUCAUAAAGAGCACAGCCUGACACGACCCAUCAAACACAAUGAAUUCCACGUGGAAGACAUGUGUAAGAUGAACCACAGAGAAGAGAUACAAGAUGGGAUGAUGGGAGUAACAAUGUAACAAUGAAUGCAAAAUGAAGAAUCAACUGUUUAAGGCACUCGCAAGCAAAUUCACUUCUUUCACGAAAUGUUCAAAUCAGCUGUAGCAUAAUUCUCUUUGCAUUUGUCCAUUGGUCUUUAAUCCAGAGCAGCAUACAAAAAACAUUAUAAGCAAUUGCAGAGCUUUUGUUAUGUUUAAAUUGAAAUAUGACAGUUCUUUGUAUAUGAUUCCUAUCCAUCUUUUUCUUCACAUCUCCAUGAAGGACGCCAUUAUAGCGACUGACUUUCUGUUGGAUCCUCUGCGGUUCCGUUUAGUAUUUUUUAUUAGUCCGAGAACGUUACUGAUUAUGGUUAAUUGUGAAGGAUCGGCAAUUCACAGGCUUUCACAACAGGACACAUUCCUGAACUCCUCAACAUUUCAGACUCAAACAACUCAACACCUAGAGGACUCCUAUUAAAAUAUUGCUUUCUUUUCUAUAAAGCAUUAUAUUCCUAGCGAUGGGUCCGUUAGCUUAAACCUGCUAUGGGGCGACCUUUUUCAUGUUAGCAAGAUUAAAUUGUGAUCUUGUCGCAUUAUUAUCUACUUUAUUAUAAAAGUAGAAAUCAUGUCAAAUAUGUCAGAUAUAUUGAUUUUAGUAAAAGUAUGUAAUGCAAAAAAGGAAUUGGAUUAACGAGGAAGUAAAGUUGACUGACUACUGUAAUCUUUUAGAUGGUGUUUGACUUCAUUUGCACCUAUUACCAGCAUUAAAGCAAAAUGGUCUGGAUCUGUGCUUGACGUCAAGAACCUUCAGAGAGUCAUAUUUAUGUUCAUUAUUUCAAUCUGGUAGGAGAAAACAGAAAUGUCAGGCUCACUGUAUUGCAUGAGCUGAUGCUGGGCCUUACUGUACGUUCACACCACCAGGGACUCUGUCUCUAGGUGCUGCUAGUCUCUUGCUACAAGGACGUUAGAAGGUGUUCCUAGCUAUGGUUGCUCAAGUAACAUUUAUAAACAAACUGACGAGAGACGGAUGACCUAAGCUCUGCUGCUUUACUCUUGUUGGUAGUUGCUCCAUAAAGUCGCUCAUCAUUUGCAUUAAGUAGAUCAAAUCUCAACUUUUUCACGUCGCUAGACACUCCCACUACUGGUCCCCAAAGGUCACUGUCGCCGUAUAUACUGUAUAAACCAUAGCAAUGGUGCAUUAAGGUUGACAGAAUUAUAGUGUUCUGGGCAAACUGUCUGUCAGUUAUGUUUUUUGCUCCGUUUAUGUUUCAAACUGACAUCACGCCAAAGAGUGUAUUAUUUUGUUAGAUUUGUUCCAAUUGUUUUUCUUUGGUACUGACUGAUCUCAUUUAAAUCUAAUAAAGCAGAUUUGUACGAACAUUUAA
This is a messenger RNA of Triplophysa dalaica, 2836 nucleotides long. Its product is annotated as interferon alpha/beta receptor 1a-like. The coding region runs from base 339 to 1493 and encodes 384 amino acids. The transcript has 7 exons. Gene Ontology annotation, molecular function: interferon receptor activity; protein binding. The record is from RefSeq and is a predicted model, not a curated record. NCBI's taxonomy places the organism in Eukaryota, Metazoa, Chordata, Actinopteri, Cypriniformes, Nemacheilidae.